AUGCACCGUAACUUAAUCCAGAGGUGGCAGACCUCAUUCCGAGUAAACGAGGGUCAGUAUCACCCACGACGGUCACAUAAGAAUUCAAAAAAUGGUUGUACCACUUGUAAAAGACGGAGGGUCAAGUGUGAUGAGCGUCAACCAGUCUGCCACAGAUGUCAGAAAUAUGGGGCGCGGUGUAUCUAUAUUGGCCUUUCUCCAGAAUCAUUCAUCCUGACUCAGAGCGGCAACGUUUUGCAAAUGCAGACAGAACGACCAAUUAGCGCAAACCCCACUCUUUCAGUUGCGCAAUUUAUAACCAGGCUCAGCGAGGGAUUGAACAAGGAGAUUGCCUGGGCUACUGGCAACUCAAGCAUGGCAUUUUCAAUAGCGGUGGCUGCUUUUGACCAGUUCCUAGAUUCAACCGCUAAUGGUAGCCCUGGGACGCUGAAGAUUCGCGAUGUCAUGAGAACACAGAUGAUACAUGUCGCCUGCGAGGCACCUUAUUUAAUGUACACCAUUCUCGCAGCCGGUACACUUCACAUUAACCGGACAUGUUCUGGCAACAAAGUCUACGAACUGGCCGAGGCGCACUUCUCACAGAACGCAGCCGCCCUCUUCCAAGCAGCGCUACAAUCUGGACUCACGCAGAAAAGCAUUGAUGGUUUGAUCGCCGCUUGCAUGAUUAUGGGGCUCUUAUCUCUCUACCCUGCUUCGUUCUCUGCUCCGGAGUCCUGGGUCUUCACUGGCAACCCCAGCGACAUAAACUGGCUCUGCCUUCAAAGCGGUCUCACCUGUCUUAUUGCUGAAGCCGGUCCACUGCUACAAUCUUGCAUCUGGGCAGAUCCUUUUUUACACAGUGAAGAAUGGGAAGGUAAGCUAUGGCAGUACACCCUCCCGCCUUACCAGUUCCACGAAGCACUGGCUACGCUUUGUGAGGUCGACAAUCUGUCCACCACACCAGCGUCAAACCCUUACUACAACGCUGUCAAGCUCUUGAGUCCCCUGUUAAUGCUUGCCGCAACGGCGGAGAAUGCGGCUGUGGCUGCGACGUGGAUCGGUCGACUGGAACACGAGUAUGUGGGCCUACUACGACAGAGAGAUUGUCGGGCGCUAGUGGUGCUUGCGCACUGGAUGGGUCUGAUGUGCACUCUGUCUCACUAUGAGCCGUGGGUGGAAGGGAGGAUUCACCCGGAGUGUGUUGCAAUAUGCAUGUAUCUGGAUGGUGCGCAAGACCCUGUCCUUCGGCCAUUUUUAGAGUAUCCUUCGUCGUGUUGUGGAUACCAGUUACCUCGGGAAUGA
Molecule: messenger RNA, 1281 nt
Organism: Aspergillus alliaceus
Lineage: Eukaryota; Fungi; Ascomycota; Eurotiomycetes; Eurotiales; Aspergillaceae
Product: Zn(II)2Cys6 transcription factor domain-containing protein
Exons: 3
Coding region: 1-1281 (426 amino acids)
Biological process (GO): regulation of transcription by RNA polymerase II
Molecular function (GO): DNA-binding transcription factor activity, RNA polymerase II-specific; zinc ion binding
Source: RefSeq, a predicted model, not a curated record